AUGACAAUUAAUUCUAAAAAUUACUUUUCCAACUCUCACUCUGGCGGUAGAGUAAAACGAAUCGGUUUUGUAACUAGUACAGCAUUCCCAAAUCUCGAUGAGGACGAUCACAUCAUGGUCAAAAAUGCAAUCAACCAGUAUGAGUGUGAAUACUGCAUUUGGGACGACAAUGAAGUUCAAUGGCAAUCAUUUGAUCUAUUGAUCAUUCGUUCGGUAUGGGACUAUGUCCACAAGUUUGAACUUUUCAAGAGAUGGAUGAAGAAGAUUGAAUUGCUUGGAAUUCAAGUGCUAAAUGAUUUCAAUAUUAUCCGUUGGAAUUGGAAUAAGAACUAUCUCAAGGAGCUAGAGCAGGCCGGUGUUUCAAUUGUUCCAAGUCUUUUCGUUGAGAGUACCUCCAUUCCCAAGUCACUGCUUCAAUAUGCACAGGAGGGAAUUCAAUUGAAAAAGUUUAACAAGAAUCAAUAUAAAUUCGUGUUGAAACCAUGUGUUGGUGCAAGUAGCUAUGGUACCUAUCAAUUCACUCUCGACAAUUGGUCUGACUAUCAACAGGAGUUUUCGAAUCUAGUCAAGGUCUCUGAUAUGAUAAUACAGCCAUUUGUUGAAACGAUUCAAUCAGAUGGUGAAACUUCUUUCAUCUUUUUCAACAAGAAGUUUUCACAUUCCAUUGUCAAGCAUCCAUCGAAAGACGACUUUAGAGUACAAGAGAACUAUGGUGGUACCUAUGAAAAGAAUAAGAAUUUAACACAGGAUGAAAUAGAUAUUGCUCAAUCAAUUAUGGAUUAUGUUGGAAAGAAAGGAAAGAUAUUAUAUACAAGAAUAGAUAUGUUAAGAUACAAUAAUAGAUUAUGUCUUAGUGAAUGUGAAUUAUUCGAACCAACAUUAUAUUUUAUGAAUGACGAUAAGAUUGCCAAGAAAUUUGUUUCAAUGAUUGGAGAGAACAUCGCCAAACCAUCCGAUCGUUUGGUAUCAGUUUCAAGCAUCAGUAUCGAUGCAAAUGUAUUGGUGGUUGGAUCACCUUCCGAGAUUGUACGUGGUCGCGCCAAAUCGGUAUCAUCACCUCUAAUAAUAGGACAAGAUGAACUUAUGAUAACCAAAAUAAGAAAUGUUGCCAUUUAG
Heterostelium album PN500 is the source of this 1116-nucleotide messenger RNA. Its product is annotated as ATP-grasp domain-containing protein. Bases 1 to 1116 code for a protein of 371 amino acids. The record is from RefSeq and is a predicted model, not a curated record. Gene Ontology annotation, biological process: glutathione biosynthetic process. Gene Ontology annotation, molecular function: glutathione synthase activity; ATP binding. NCBI's taxonomy places the organism in Eukaryota, Evosea, Eumycetozoa, Acytosteliales, Acytosteliaceae. The transcript has 2 exons.